UCAGAGAGUCGACCUGGCCAUUCAGCUCGCGACCUCAAACUCGAGAGCGCGGGUCUCGUUCUCAGUCUCGUCAGCUUGCGCUGUGCAUCGACGGACAUCCCGAAGUACGUCUCCGCGAGAUCCUUGUACUUGAUGAUCUUGCGUGCGGCGCUGCUGUCGGUCUUCAUCCGGGCUUUGAGCGAGGUGUUCUCGUCGUCUCGGGCCCUCUUCUCACACUUGAAGACGCCGUCAUCGACGAAGGUGACGCUCUGCGCCGCGGUACUGCUCACCUCUUGGCCUGCGGUAGAUGACCGCUCGACUCCGGAGACCUCGGAAGGAACGUACGAUAGCUUGGAGAGCCACAGGGCGGCGGCACGUCCACCCUGGGCAACAAUAGGUAAAGUGUAUGAAGGCAUGGUAAGAUAGCUGUAUUCUGGACGGUCAGCCCACGGUCAGCCUCAGAGGCUCGCAGCGGUCCAGGCAGCCCAACCCGGAGGGCAGUCAGGAUUGUAAUGCCAGCCGCCCAAUUCAACUAGCA
Molecule: messenger RNA, 517 nt
Organism: Fomitopsis serialis
Lineage: Eukaryota; Fungi; Basidiomycota; Agaricomycetes; Polyporales; Fomitopsidaceae
Exons: 3
Coding region: 133-405 (90 amino acids)
Source: RefSeq, a predicted model, not a curated record